AUGCAUAUCUAUGAGAUGAAUAGUGUAAGUAAAUAGUUCACUAAGACAAAAGAUAUUACUGUAAAUUAAGGUUAAGAUAAUUGGUACUUCUUUCCAUAAUAAUUUAUUAAAUAAAAAUAGAUAUUAGUUAGUAAACAUAGUGGAUAUGUCAAUUUUAUAAGAAAGACAGAAAAAGAUGAAUUUAAAGUUCAGUAAUCUAUUCAAUUUAAUACAAAUACAUUAUUUGGUUAAUUGAGUGAUGAUGGAGAGUAUUUUAUUACUUGGGAUGAUAAAUCUUAAGAAAUUUAAAUUAGAAAAUAUAGAGAAGAAUGA
Paramecium pentaurelia is the source of this 312-nucleotide messenger RNA. NCBI's taxonomy places the organism in Eukaryota, Ciliophora, Oligohymenophorea, Peniculida, Parameciidae. The record is from the annotation of a GenBank genome assembly.